CGAUUGUCACGUGGUCAACAAGUGGUUCGUUACUUUUUCGCUUACUUUGAUUGGGACAGCGCGCAGAACUGCAGCAAGAUGGCUCAUCGGUAUGACCAGGAUGACAAACCCAAAGGCUCCACGACUUACUUCCACCACACAAGCGUAGAACGUGCCGAGGCUAUAAUGCAGGACGGUGUCAUCCGUCAGUCCACUGGGGGCGGAGGUGACGCAGUAUAUGGAAACGGCACCUACUUAACUCGACUUGGGCCCAAACGUUCAGCUGGAGAGAUUGCCCGCAAUAACUGGGAUGGCUUGUCGGGCAAUCAUUGGGAAUAUAUGGAGGGUUCGGGGCGAACUGAUGCCGCGAUCGCCAUAGAAAUGCCAGCACAUGAGGCCGGCAAAGUGGAAAGACUACCAGAACGCAGGGACAUCCAUCUUUAUCCAGGGGACCUCAAACUGUACAACAAAAACCACCGUGUCUACAUCCGGGACCAGAAUGGCAAGGCACGGGAAUACACACGCGAGUAUCAGUAGCUGUGUGAUCUGGAACUUGUCUUGUAAUUUUGGAAGCUGCAUUCUAAGGGACCAAAACUCUUAAAAGGGACAUUUUAAUGUGCUACAAUAUAUAUUCACAGCA
Messenger RNA from Mizuhopecten yessoensis (Yesso scallop), 619 nucleotides. RefSeq lists its product as uncharacterized. The record is from RefSeq and is a predicted model, not a curated record. Bases 79 to 516 code for a protein of 145 amino acids. NCBI's taxonomy places the organism in Eukaryota, Metazoa, Mollusca, Bivalvia, Pectinida, Pectinidae. The transcript has 2 exons.